Messenger RNA from Bursaphelenchus xylophilus (pine wood nematode), 360 nucleotides. The record is from the annotation of a GenBank genome assembly. Lineage: Eukaryota; Metazoa; Nematoda; Chromadorea; Rhabditida; Aphelenchoididae.
AUGCCCAAGAAACACAGUCUGUCAAAUAAGGUCAGAAAGCGAAAAGCCAAGGAUCUGGAUCAGAUUCACGAUGAUUUAAAGCCGGAGAAAGCAGUUAAAUUGAACAAUCAAGAGAUCGAUCUUGAUGUGGCUGGCGAUGCUCAGCAUUACUGCAUUGAAUGCAGUCGCUACUUUAUUGAUGGACACACACUGUUAAAGCACAAAAAAACAAAAGGUUUGUAUUUGCAAUGUUUUUGAUUUUUUUUAAAUUGUUUCUUAUAUGUAAAGUAUUUUUUAGUUCACAAGAAUCAAGUUAAAAGAUUGAAAGAUCCUCCUUACACGCAGAAGGAAGCCGAUGCAGCUGGAGGUCUUGGUGUUUAA